Molecule: messenger RNA, 321 nt
Organism: Owenia fusiformis
Lineage: Eukaryota; Metazoa; Annelida; Polychaeta; Sabellida; Oweniidae
Source: the annotation of a GenBank genome assembly
AGGUCAGACAAUGAGGCGACAAAUAAGACAUACUAUAAACAUCGCCUAAAAGCCUGCCCUCUCUGUGGAGCCAAGACAACUGGCGUUCCAAGGCACUACCGCCAGGUGCAUAAAAAGGUUUUCAGAAAGUCAGAGCUCACACAGGAACAGAUAAUCAAGCUCUACAGCAGAAAAUCCACUGACAAGAAAACAGAUGCCAGGCCAUAUAAGAUGUGUCCUGUUAUUUGGUGUGACAAAAUGAGACAGCGCAUAGAUCAGCAUCUGUUGAGGGAUCAUGGCCUUCUACAUGAUAGCAAAGAUUACCAGGACUAUUUAUCUGGA